Molecule: messenger RNA, 1482 nt
Organism: Dermacentor silvarum
Lineage: Eukaryota; Metazoa; Arthropoda; Arachnida; Ixodida; Ixodidae
Source: RefSeq, a predicted model, not a curated record
AUGCCACCAGCGCCCCGAGCGGCUGGUCAGACCGCUAUUUUUGUCUUCCGAGGUCUUCAGCAGCAGCAGCAGCAGCAGCAGCAGCAGCAGCAGCAGCAGCAGCAGCAGCAGCAGCAGCAGCAGCAGCAGCAGCAGCAGCAGCAGCAGCAGCAGCAGCAGCAGCAGCAGCAGCAGCAGCAGCAGCAGCAGCAGCAGCAGCAGCAGCAGCAGCAGCAGCAGCAGCAGCAGCAGCAGCAGCAGCAGCAGCAGCAGCAGCAGCAGCAGCAGCAGCAGCAGCAGCAGCAGCAGCAGCAGCAGCAGCAGCAGCAGCAGCACAGCAGCAGCAGCAGCAGCAGCAGCAGCAGCAGCAGCAGCAGCAGCAGCAGCAGCAGCAGCAGCAGCAGCAGCAGCAGCAGCAGCAGCAGCAGCAGCAGCAGCAGCAGCAGCAGCAGCAGCAGCAGCAGCAGCAGCAGCAGCAGCAGCAGCAGCAGCAGCAGCAGCAGCAGCAGCAGCAGCAGCAGCAGCAGCAGCAGCAGCAGCAGCAGCAGCAGCAGCAGCAGCAGCAGCAGCAGCAGCAGCAGCAGCAGCAGCAGCAGCAGCAGCAGCAGCAGCAGCAGCAGCAGCAGCAGCAGCAGCAGCAGCAGCAGCAGCAGCAGCAGCAGCAGCAGCAGCAGCAGCAGCAGCAGCAGCAGCAGCAAGCAGCAGCAGCAGCAGCAGCAGCAGCAGCAGCAGCAGCAGCAGCAGCAGCAGCAGCAGCAGCAGCAGCAGCAGCAGCAGCAGCAGCAGCAGCAGCAGCAGCAGCAGCAGCAGCAGCAGCAGCAGCAGCAGCAGCAGCAGCAGCAGCAGCAGCAGCAGCAGCAGCAGCAGCAGCAGCAGCAGCAGCAGCAGCAGCAGCAGCAGCAGCACAGCAGCAGCAGCAGCAGCAGCAGCAGCAGCAGCAGCAGCAGCAGCAGCAGCAGCAGCAGCAGCAGCAGCAGCAGCAGCAGCAGCAGCAGCAGCAGCAGCAGCAGCAGCAGCAGCAGCACAGCACAGCAGCAGCAGCAGCAGCAGCAGCAGCAGCAGCAGCAGCAGCAGCAGCAGCAGCAGCAGCAGCAGCAGCAGCAGCAGCAGCAGCAGCAGCAGCAGGCUCAAAACACGCACGGCUGGCGCUUAGGCCUAGCGCCGCCGCGCUCGCCCGACGAAGAAGUGUUUGUGCCAGAUGUGAGCUUCUCAUCUGUUCCUUCCACUGGACUGCUGCGCGUGACAUCUGUGCCAACUAUGCAGCAGCAGUGUGCAACCGAUAGCUCGAAGACACAAGAUGCAACACCGAAGGACAGUCCACUUCGUGAUGUGAAUGUGAACCUAUCCGGAAUCGUGCCGACGGACACUGGUGACCCUAUGGACGUGCAGCCCUCUGGCGGUUCAACGAAUGCAGCCAAGCGAGGUCCCCCAGUCAACGUGCUUCAACAAGACGCCAUCGCAUCGGAGCAACCGGCAAAAAAGUCGGCGAACGCCAAGUCUUAA